CUGCGCCUCUUUACCAGUGAAAUUAGAUUACUAGCUCUCUCACUUGCCUUCAUUCAUCACCCCCUUAUGGCUGACGCUCUCCUUUCUAUCGUCUUGGAGCGCUUGGCUUCCGUUGUUGAGCAACAGAUUCGUGAUGAACUUACUCUGGUUCUGGGUGUUGAAGCAGAAAUCCAAAGCCUCACAGAUACACUCCGAUCCGUCCGAGAUGUUCUUGAGGAUGCAGAGCGCAGACAAGUGAAGGAAAAAUCCGUCCAAGGUUGGUUGGAGAGGCUGAAAGACAUGGCUUACCAAAUGGACGACGUGGUGGAUGAGUGGAGCACUGCUAUUCUCCAAUUACAGAUCAAGGGAGCUGAAAGUGCUUCCAUGUCUAAGAAGAAGGUAAGCUCCUGCAUUCCCUCCCCUUGCUUUUGUCUCAAGCAAGUUGCUUCUCGUCGUGAUACUGCUCUUAAGAUUAAGGGCAUUAAACAACAACUAGAUGUCAUUGCUAGUCAAAGAAGCCAGUUCAAUUUUAUCUCCAGUUUGAGUGAGGAACCACAGCGAUUUAUAACUACCUCUCAACUUGAUAUUCCGGAGGUAUAUGGUCGGGAUAUGGAUAAAAACACCAUAUUAGGCCAUCUGUUGGGUGAGACUUGUCAAGAGACCGAAUCUGGGCCCCACAUCAUCUCCAUAGUUGGGACUGGAGGCAUGGGCAAAACAACGCUUGCUCAACUAGCCUACAACCACCCGGAGGUGAAGGCCCAUUUUGAUGAAAGAAUUUGGGUCUGUGUCUCCGAUCCCUUUGACCCAAGCAGAAUUUUUAGGGAGAUUGUUGAAAUCCUCCAAGGAGAAUCUCCUAGUGUCCAUAGUUUGGAAGCUUUACAACAAAAAAUUCAAACACGUAUUGCUGGAAAGAAGUUCCUUAUUGUGCUAGAUGAUGUGUGGACUGAAAACCAUCAAUUGUGGGGACAACUGAAGAGCACUCUCAAUUGCGGAGGUGUAGGGAGUAGAAUUCUGGCGACCACACGUAAGGAGAGUGUUGUUAAGAUGGUGGGAACUAAAUACACGCAUUCCUUAGAGGAAUUGCCCCGGGAGCAAGCUCGGGCAUUAUUCCAUCAAAUAGCUUUCUUUGAAAAGAGCAGGGAGAAAGUGGAAGAAUUGAAAGAAAUUGGUGAGAAAAUAGCAGACAAAUGCAAGGGCUUGCCACUCGCUAUAAAAACUUUAGGGAAUCUCAUGCGUUCAAAACAUAAUAGGGAAGAAUGGGAGAAUGUUUCGUGUAGUGAAGUAUGGCAGCUGGAUGAGUUUGAGAGAGAUAUUUCCCCUGCUUUGUUGUUGAGUUAUUAUGAUCUGCCCCCUGCAAUUAAACGCUGCUUCUCAUUUUGUGCUGUUUUUCCAAAAGACUCGGUUAUUGUGAGAGAUGAGCUGAUCAAGUUGUGGAUGGCACAAAGCUAUCUCAAAUCUGAUGGGAGUAAAGAGAUGGAGAUGGUUGGUAGAGAGUACUUCGAAUAUUUAGCUGCUCGGUCUUUCUUCCAAGAUUUUGAAAAAGAUGAUGAUGGUAAUAUAAUAGGUUGUAAGAUGCAUGAUAUAGUGCAUGAUUUUGCUCAAUUUUUGACUCAGAAUGAAUGCUUUAUUGUGGAGGUUGACAACCAAAAAAAGGGGAGUAUGGACUUAUUCUUCCAAAAGAUUCGUCAUGCCACCUUAGUUGUCCGAGAGAGUGCCUCCACUUGUAACAUGAAGAAUCUUCACACCCUCUUGGCUAAGAAAGCAUUCGAUUCAAGAGUUCUUGAAGCCUUAGGGCAUUUGACAUGUCUCAGGGCAUUGGAUUUGAGCAGCAAUCGGUUGAUUGAGGAACUUCCUAAGGAGGUAGGAAAAUUGAUACAUUUAAGAUACCUUAAUCUAUCAUGGAGUUAUCGUUUGAGAGAGUUGCCUGAAACAAUUUGUGGUUUAUAUAAUUUGCAAACCUUAAAUAUUAAAAAUUGUUCCGGUCUUCAGAAACUACCACAGGCAAUGGGUAAACUAAUUAAUUUGAGGCAUCUUGAAAAUUAUAAUACUCAGAGUCUAAAGGGCUUGCCAAAAGGAAUUGGAAGAUUAAGCUCUCUUCAGACAUUGGAUGUUUUCAUCGUGAGUAGUCAUGGCAAUGAUGAAUGCCAAAUAGGAGACCUGAGAAACUUGAACAACCUAAGAGGAGAUCUUUCCAUUCAAGGGUUGGAUGAAGUGAAAGAUGCAAGGGAGGCAGAAAAAGUAGAAUUGAAGAAUAAGGUACACCUCCAAGAUUUGUCAUUGGAAUUUGGUAGACAGAAGGGGACAAAGGGUGUGGCUGAAGCUCUACAACCCCAUCCAAACUUGAAAUCUCUAGAUAUAUUCACUUACGGUGAUAGAGAGUGGCCCAAUUGGAUGAUGGGUUCAUCAUUAGCUCAACUGAAAAUACUUCACCUCCGGUUUUGCAUAAGAUGUCCAUGUUUGCCUCCUUUGGGGCAACUGCCUGUCCUUGAGAAGCUGUGGAUACGGCGUAUGGAUGGUGUGCAAUACAUAGGUAGUGAGUUUUUGGGAUCAUCAUCAAUAGUAUUCCCAAAGCUGAAGGAAUUGGCUAUUUCUGGUUUGGAUGAAUUGAAGCAAUGGGAAAUAAAAGAAAAAGAAGAGAGGUCAAUAAUGCCAUGUCUCAAUGACUUGACUAUGCAAGACUGCUCAAAGCUGGAGGGACUGCCGGACCACGUGCUCCAGAGGACACCAUUGCAGAAAUUGGACAUCAAAUAUUCUCGUAUUCUGGAACGACGCUAUCGAAAGGAUAUUGGAGAGGAUGGGCACAAAAUAUCUCAUAUCCCAGAAGUCGCAUAUUCACAGGACUGAAUGGUCAUCACGCUUCACCUCAUGUCGCUCUUGUUACAGAGAAGCAAGUUCAAAUAAAGAGGAGAAAAUUCCCAGCACCUAUGUAUUGUGAAGUUGUCUAUGAAUCAAUUUCAAAUUGGUGAUUUGUAAAUUCUUUUUCUCUUUUUCUUUUCCCCUUUUAUUGGUUUGCCUAUAUAUGUAAGAAUGUGUAAACUUCAACUUUAUUGUUUGGAUUUAUUUCCUACAACAUAAAUGGUUUGCGAAUGAUGGGAACUUGCAUGCAUGCAUGCAUGAUGUUUCUUCUGAUUUGUUGUAAGGACAUAUCUAUUGUUAACCUAAUGGAUGAAGUGGGUUACUUCUGAUUUGUUUUA
This is a messenger RNA of Vitis riparia (riverbank grape), 3173 nucleotides long. RefSeq names its product putative disease resistance protein RGA3. The transcript has 2 exons. Bases 67 to 2823 code for a protein of 918 amino acids. Gene Ontology annotation, biological process: defense response to other organism. The record is from RefSeq and is a predicted model, not a curated record. Gene Ontology annotation, molecular function: ADP binding; protein binding. NCBI's taxonomy places the organism in Eukaryota, Viridiplantae, Streptophyta, Magnoliopsida, Vitales, Vitaceae.